AUGGGUGCGUCCAGUCAAGCUCUUCUGCUGGUGCCCCUCUUGCUGGGGCUUCUGAGCAAGCCCCUCACAGGGAGCAAAGUCACCUCUUUUCUUCGUGCUAACUCACCAGUGUGUGGACGCCCCUCCCAAGGCAGAAGCCGAAUUGUCUCAGGACAGGAUGCCCAGCUGGGGCAGUGGCCUUGGCAAGUCAGUCUUCAGGAGAAUGGAGAACACAUAUGUGGUGGCUCACUCAUUUCUCCAGAUUGGGUGCUAACAGCUGCCCACUGUAUCGAUACGUCCCUGGCUCCCUCAGAUUAUUCGGUAUUACUGGGCUCACUCUACUCGUACCUAGGAAGUGAUGAUGCCAAUGCACAGAUUCAAGGUGUGGUCCAGGUCCAACGACACCCCAACUACCAAAACGAAUUUGGACUUGGAGACAUUGCUUUGGUUCAAAUGGACUCAUCGGUCAACUUCAACGACCUCAUGCUCCCCAUCUGCCUCCCAGACACUGCAGACCGACUAGUGGAAGGGACUCUGUGCUGGGUGACUGGCUGGGGACAGACUGGGGAAAACCAAUACCUCCUUCCACCUUUUACCCUACAAGAAUUGGAGGUGCCCCUCAUCAGCACCGAAGUCUGUGAUGACUACUACCACCAAGAAUCAGAGGCCUCUGCCUCUGAGCCCAUCAUCCUGUCUGAUAUGAUUUGUGCUGGCUUCCCUGAGGGCCAGAAGGAUUCCUGCCUGGGUGAUUCUGGAGGACCACUGGUUUGCAGUAUCGACGGAGUCUGGUUCCAAGCCGGCAUUGUAAGCUGGGGAGAGGGCUGUGCUCGUCCCAAUAGGCCUGGAGUCUACACCAAUGUCAAUGUCUACAAAAGCUGGAUCCUAGAUCUAGUUCCAGAAGCUGAGAUCUUUGAUGCUGCUGAAUCCACCAGGUUGUUCCUCCCUCUUCUGCUGCUACCAGCUCUAACUUUAUUGGGGAAGCCCUCUCUUGCCUUGGAGAUGUGCUAA
This is a messenger RNA of Trichosurus vulpecula (common brushtail), 987 nucleotides long. Its product is annotated as serine protease 27-like. Gene Ontology annotation, molecular function: serine-type endopeptidase activity. The transcript is spliced from 5 exons. Gene Ontology annotation, biological process: proteolysis. The record is from RefSeq and is a predicted model, not a curated record. Lineage: Eukaryota; Metazoa; Chordata; Mammalia; Diprotodontia; Phalangeridae. Bases 1 to 987 code for a protein of 328 amino acids.